Cannabis sativa is the source of this 2855-nucleotide messenger RNA. Its product is annotated as G-type lectin S-receptor-like serine/threonine-protein kinase At4g27290. NCBI's taxonomy places the organism in Eukaryota, Viridiplantae, Streptophyta, Magnoliopsida, Rosales, Cannabaceae. Gene Ontology annotation, biological process: protein phosphorylation; recognition of pollen. Bases 252 to 2732 code for a protein of 826 amino acids. Gene Ontology annotation, molecular function: ATP binding; protein serine/threonine kinase activity. The record is from RefSeq and is a predicted model, not a curated record. The transcript has 7 exons.
CUUUAGUAUUUCUCUCCACGCACGAGUAUUAAUCAAAAAGUGUUUCACGGGUGGAAAGAGUGGGAGAAAGUACCCUGCUUUGCAUUUAAUUUGAAGUCAAUACUAACACAAACAGCUGUGUCAUUUAAUGUGAUCAAAUAAUAACCACACAACCAUGAACCAUGUCCUCCUCGUACGAACCUCAGCUCAGAAAAACAACACUAGAUCAAUUGGAAAUACAGAAACAAAAUACAACGUAAUUAAAUCUAAAAAUGGCCUUCUUUACUUAUAUCAUCGCCCACACCAUUCUCCUCUCUUCACUCUUCCUUACUGGUGGACAUUCAUUACAACAAUCUUUAAACGAUGGCACUACUUUGGUUUCCAAAGAAGGAACCUUUGAGCUGGGAUUUUUUAGUCCUAAUCGAAAUUCCAACAACAAUCGUUAUUUGGGAAUUUGGUACAAAAACGACCCAGCUCGAACUGUCGUUUGGGUUGCAAAUAGAUGCAACCCCAUCAACGGUUCAACUGGUUUUUUACUCAUAAACAACACCGGAAAUCUAGUGCUUUUCAACAACAACAAUAGUAAAGUCGUGGUUUGGUCAUCAUCAUCAUCAUCAUCAAAACAAGCCAAGAAACCAAAGUUAGAGUUAUUAGAAUCAGGAAAUCUUGUUGUGACUGAUGAAGACACAUUUUUAUGGCAAAGCUUUGAUUAUCCUUCAGAUACUUUGUUAUCAAGUAUGAAAGUGGGACCAUACUUGAACAGUGGUAAUGGUCUAGACAGGAGUGUAUCGGCAUGGAAGAAUUGGGAUGACCCUUGUCCAGGAGAUUUCAUUUGGAGAAUUGAAGUUAGUAAGAAUCAGUUACUACUAGAAUCUAUAUAUAGAAAAGGUACCAAAGUGGUGUUUCGAUCUGGGCCAUGGAAUGGUGUAACAUUUAGUGGUGCCCCUGCUUUAGGGCCUAAUAUGCUUUUCACUUACUCUGUUGUACACAACGAUAAAGAAGCCUAUUUCACCAUGAAUAUCAAGAAUAGAUCAACCAUGGUAAGAGCAGUGAUGAAUCAAACCACUGCAACUUGGAACCACUUCACAUGGAUUCAAACUGAAAAGACAUGGAGGAGUUUCUUUACUAUUCCUUCUGAUAAAUGUGACCACUACAAUGCUUGUGGUCCUAAUACCAAUUGUGUAGUGAGUGACUUUAAUAAUUGCCAAUGCUUAAAGGGUUUCAAACCCAAGUCUGAGCAACAGUGGAGUAUUAUGGAUUGGUCUCAAGGUUGUGAAAGAAAGACUCCAUUGAUAUGUCAAGAUAAAUAUAAAGAUGGGUUUGUGAAGCUUGAUGGGGUCAAAUUGCCUGAUACUGUACAUUCAUGGGUCAACAAUGAGAUUUAUAGCUUGAAUGAGUGUAGGAAGAAAUGCUUGGAAAAUUGUUCUUGUAUGGCUUAUUCCAACAUAGAUAUUAGAGGAGAAGGCAGUGGCUGUAUUAUCUGGUUUGGUGAUUUAAUUGAUAUUAGACAAAUGCCAGGAGGUACACAAGAUCUGUAUUUUCGUUUGCCCGAAUCAGAAAUAGAAAGAGAAGGACAAUAUAAGGUGGAAAGAACAGCAGUGAUUGUUGCAGCUGUUGGAGGUGUUUGUUGCAUUUUCAUACUUAUUGCUUGUUGCAUCUACAGGAGGCAAUACUUGAAAGAUAGGAGAGAAAGAAGAGAAACACUUACAAAUACGAGUAGAGGAGAAGAGGAGGAAGACAUGGAGCUUCCAUUGUUUAAAUUGUCUACCAUUAAUACUGCAACUGAUUUCUUCUCUUUUAGCAAUAAACUUGGAGAAGGUGGUUUUGGUCCGGUUUAUAGAGGUAUGCUAGAAGACGGACAACAAAUUGCUGUUAAGAGGCUAUCAUUAAGUUCGGGACAAGGCGUAAAUGAGUUCAAAAAUGAAGUAAAGUUAAUUGCAAAGCUUCAACAUCGAAAUCUCGUAAGGCUUUUAGGUUGUUGCAUUGAGGGAGAAGAGAACAUGUUGAUUUAUGAAUAUAUGUCCAACAAAAGUCUUGACUUUUUCAUUUUUGACCAAAAGCAAGAAACUCGACUAGACUGGUCAACACGCUUCCAAAUUAUUUGUGGAAUUGCUAGAGGCCUUCUAUAUCUUCACCAAGAUUCUAGGUUGAGAAUUAUACAUAGAGAUCUUAAAGCGAGUAAUGUUUUACUUGACGAUGAUAUGAAUCCCAAGAUUUCAGAUUUUGGCUUGGCUAGAAUUUUUGGAGGAGACCAGAUUGAAGACAAGACAAGCAAAGUUAUAGGAACCUAUGGUUACAUGGCUCCUGAAUAUAUUUCUGAUGGACUAUUCUCAGUAAAAUCAGAUGUUUUCAGCUUUGGUAUAUUGGUAUUAGAGAUUGUAAGUGGAAAGAAAAAUAGAGGUUUCCCCAAAGAAAAUAAUGGUCUCACCCUCAUCGGAUAUGCAUGGACAUUACUAAAAGAAAGCAGGCUUAUAGAUUUGGGUGAUAAGUACUUAAUCAACUCAAAUGACAUUGAUGUAGAUAAAAUGUUACGAUGUAUCCACAUUGGCCUCUUAUGCGUGCAACAAAUUUCUGGGGACAGACCAAACAUGUCAUCAGUCAUUUUUAUGUUGAAUAGCCAAAACAAGUUGCCUGAGCCCAAAGCACCUGCCUAUUUCAUGCAGAUGGGUUCAAUUAAAGGAGACACUUCAUCCAGUAAACCUGAAUCAUCUUCCACAAAUGAUAUAAGCAUUACUUUGCUUGAUGCUCGUUAAUUUUUAAUGCAUAUAAUCAACACAUUAGGUAAAUUUUUCAUAAGUUUACCUAAUGUAGAGAAUAGGAAAAAAAAAUUGUCUUAUAUUUUUUCAUAUGUGGUAAAUAUAUUGUUUUUGGUUCUA